Molecule: messenger RNA, 6103 nt
Organism: Scylla paramamosain (green mud crab)
Lineage: Eukaryota; Metazoa; Arthropoda; Malacostraca; Decapoda; Portunidae
Product: ubiquitin carboxyl-terminal hydrolase calypso-like
Exons: 15
Coding region: 271-2421 (716 amino acids)
Biological process (GO): ubiquitin-dependent protein catabolic process; protein deubiquitination
Cellular component (GO): cytoplasm
Molecular function (GO): cysteine-type deubiquitinase activity
Source: RefSeq, a predicted model, not a curated record
UCCUGCUCGUCAUUUGGCUCCAAACUUGUGUCCUGAAAACAACAAAACAAACCGGGCGCUGUCCGGCGUAACCAAAAAACACAAAAAUUGCCAAAAACCCAAGCACUGCACGCCAUGGAGACCUAGCAGGGAGGGAGGCCUGAGCAUUGAGAGUAGGGGCAGGAAGAUGUUAAGCCUCGGAUCAGCAGUAGUGGUCGUGUCCAGGAAGGCUGAGGGUGGCGGUGUGGUGCCAGUGUGGUGGUGCUGUGGCAGAGUCUGCUUCUCGCCACCAUGCCUGUGGACAUCAACAACUUGACUGAUGGCUGGCUGGAGCUGGAGAGUGAUCCAGGCCUGUUCACACUACUGCUGGAGGACAUGGGUGUGAAGGGAGUGCAGGUAGAGGAGGUGUAUGAUCUGCAGAAGUCAUUUGAAGGAAAGGUGUAUGGAUUCAUCUUCCUCUUCAGGUGGAUAGAGGAGAGGCGGUCAAGAAGGAAGGUGGUGGAAAAUACAGAUAAUUAUGUGCAAGAUGAGGCUGUUGUGAAUAACAUGUUCUUUGCCCAACAGAUGGUGCCAAACAGCUGUGCCACUCACUCCCUUGUCUCGGUUCUGCUCAACUGCUCUGCCCUUGAUCUUGGCCCCACCUUGUCCCGCCUCAAGGUGCACACACUCGGCAUGAACCCAGAAAACAAGGGCUGGGCUAUCGGCAACACCCCAGAGCUGGCCAAUGCACACAACUCACACUCGGCCCCCCAGGCCCGCCGCCGCCCAGACAAGACCCCAGGAGUGCCCACUAGUUCCCGGGUCAGCAAUGCAGAAACCUUCCACUUUGUGUCUUAUGUUCCAGUCAAUGGAAGACUUUUUGAGCUGGAUGGACUGAAGCCAUCGCCAAUAGACCAUGGGCCGUGGCAGCCUGGGGAGGACUGGACGGAGAAGUUUCGGCGCGUCAUCACGGAGCGGCUGGGCAUCGCAACAGGGGGUGAGCCUUACCAUGACAUAAGGUUCAAUCUGAUGGCAGUGGUACCUGACAAGAUCACAGCUCUCAGGAGAAAGCUGAGUGCCCUUAGAAGGAACAGAGAGACCAUCCUGGAGGCACUCCACCAGUUUGUGCGGCAGCGGUUCCCUCAGUACAUUGGGAAGGAGAAGUUGUCUCCUCCUGCCCCCAGCAACUCUCAGGAUCCCCCCGUUGGUGAGAAGGAGGGCAACAACUUGUCACUGCUGGCUGUUGCUGCAUCCCAGAAGCUUGAGGCACAGGGUUAUGCUGAUCCUAACCCUUGCACCAGCCCUCACCGGCCCCAGGCACCCAGCCCUCACCACCCACAGCCACAGCAGCAGCAGCACACACCAGUCCGGUCGGAUUCAAAUGCACCAGUGGGCUUGGAGCUACCUCCUUCUGCUGGCACCCUCUCCACCCCACCAGACUAUGCCACACCCCUCACCAUUCAGACCUCACCAGCCCCUCCCUCAACUCCCUCCACAGACACUGCAUCGGAGGUUGGCACCCCAUACCACUCCCCCCAGGGAAGCAGUGGAUCCAUGCAGAGCAGUCCAGCCACCAGCAGUGAAUACCAGCAUCUUGUUGUUGUUCACUUCACACCACCUCAUUCCUCCUCCAUCUCCCCCACUCCUCACUCUGCCUCCAUCACCACAACAGCCACUACCACCACCAGUACUAUUAGUACUACCACUGCUACCAGUAGUUGUACUGCUGCUACUACUGCUGCUGCUACUACCACCACUAGCACUACAACUGCAGCUGUCUCUCGAGGCCAGACCCGUACGCCUCCCUUAUCUUGCCGGCAGCUGGAGGAGGUAGCAAAGCAGCUGAAGGAAGAGGAAGAGGAGGAGGAGUCAUCUCUUACUGGGUUUUUGGAUUCUCCUGAUGAUGCAGACAUCAAGCUGAACCCAUCACUCUUAGAAGGGCUAGCAAAUACCUUGAGCCCAGAGGGAGAAAGUGGCACUGGUGAUGCUACUGUGAAGAAGGAAGAGAAAGGGGUAUGGGAAAGAGAUCCUGGUGCCAUCCCUCCCCCAGGUGAGGAAGAGGGUGGUGGAUGGGGAGGUGGAGAACCAAGUGGAGCAGAUGUGGCAGCAGGGCCCAAUCACCUUCUCCAUCUGGUCCACCUUUUGGGAGAGGAGAUCACCACUUGUGAGGCACAGCUGAGAGAUGAACUGGACCAGCGAAAGAGAUACAAAGUGGAUGACAGCCGCAGGACACACAACUAUGAUCAGUUUAUCAUCACUUUCUUGGCCAUGCUGGCGGAGCAAGGCAAAAUUUCUGAUCUGGUGAAGGAGCAGCUGCAGCCAUCACGAAAGCGACCUCCACCAGCGCCCUCCACACCUCGAGGUCCUACAAAAGCACCACUGAAGAAAACAGAAUCCAAGUCUCCAAGCACUUCUAAGAAGAGAGGUAGAAAGAAGAAAACAAAGGGGAAGAGAAAGAGAUGAGUUGUUGUCCUCUUCCAUUGUCAGGGCAUAGGUUAAUACUAAUUGUACAAAUAGCACUUUAUUGUAGAAAUGGUAUGUGAUACAUUAAUUAUAAUUGUAGGAAGGUUAACUCUUCAUUUUCUCUGCUCUCAGGGAAGGGAAGCAAGGUUCCUCAGUGGUGCCAAUCCCAAAGUGUCCCAUCCACAACUCGGCUUAUUGCUGUCCCAUCGGAUGCUGGAAGCUUGCAAGUGGAGAUGUAGUUUGUUCCCUUGCUUGACUGGAACAUUGAGUCUCAGAUACAUGUGGCUCAGGUUAUCAGCACCUCAUGCAAACCACUUAUGAUUUUUGCAGUAUGAUUUUGCAGUGCAGUGGUUGUUAGUCUUCCUCAUGGUAUUGUUCUUGGAUGGGAACUUGGAAGAAGCAUGAAUAAGAUUCCUCCCAUAACCAGCAGGUGAUUGAGGCCUGUUGGUCAUAGGAGAGGUGUGUUUCAUUAUGCUACUCCCAACUUCCUGUCCAAGAAUGAUAAUGGGAGGCCAGCUGCCACUGAAAGAAGAGACGUGGUCCUGCACGUGAUAACAUCCCAAGACACUUAUCUCAGACUCCUUGUUCCAGCUGGAGCCAAGGCAUGAACUUUGUCUUCAUUUGUAUGUCCCUGGUGUCCCAUGGUGGUGGUAAUUAAGAGAGAUGUGGAUUUGAUGAUAAAUAGAUAUACAAUGUGACUUAUUAGCUGCUGGUGUGUUCGUAGUUCUUCCAUUACUUUAGUGGAACCAGACUAACUUGGUACUUGGGGCACUGGGUAUAACGGUCCACGCUGUUGCCACCUCAUCCCCUGCUCAUCAGCUCGCUCCUCACCCCAUUGCAAUUCCAGCUCUCUCUCUCUCUCUCUCUCUCUCUCUCUCUCUCUCUCUCUCUCUCUCUCUCUCUCUCUCUCUCUCUCUCUCUCCAGUGUUCUGAUUUAGUGUUAUUUAUGGGUUCUUUGACUAGAAUUUUUAGGUCAGCCAUCUUAAAUUAUUAUUUUUGGCUUUGUAAGAUUACACCCGAGUCCAAAUCAACUGAAUUGGAUUCUACUGGCAGUGGUAAGGAGGUAAUCAUAUUAUGGUGUGCCUCAUUUCUACAGCAACUGUGCCUAUCAAGUAUUUCUUACACCCUUUAGACUUUUUCUUUGCCAGCUCAUACAACUCAGUUUUUGACUGAGUAUCAUAUGGCUGAACUCCUUUCUUAAUAAGCCACUCCUUGAGGUUUUCUUUAGCCAAGAUGAGGUGGUUAAUUUUUCCAGUUGCAUACUAUGAUAUGCUGCAUUAUCCAUAACAAUUAUGGAACUGGGAGCAAUAUUGGGCAGGAGCUACUGUCUAAACCACUCAACAAAAACAGCUGAAUUCAUUUGUUUGUAGUAGUCACCAUCAUUCUUCACCUGGAAAAUGAGUUCAGCAUUGGUAACAGAGCCAUGUUUUGUUCCAGCAUGAAGAAUAAUGAAUUGCCCACCUUUCCCUGUUGGAGCCUUCACUCCCAUGGCUUGAGAUUUACUGUCAGUCCAGCACUUUCCGAGAGUGUAGUUCUGGUUAACCCAUGUUUCAUUAAGAUACACAAAAUUGUGGGAUGACCGUUUAUGGUGGGGCAUUUCUUGCAGAAAUCUUGGUGAGCAUCGGUUACAUCCUUCCUUUCCAUAAGGAAUUGGUGACCAUCAGCAUUUGAAAAUUUGAAUCAUAUUUGCAUCAAUACCUUGUGAAGGGACUUGAUGCAACCAGUGAAGGUUCUUCUAUCUUCCUUUAUCUUGUAUAAAAUGGGGAUUUCUUUCCUCACAUAGAAGUCUAAGAUGGUUCUUCUUAGCACACUCUUCUCAAAAUCAUCAAUAUCUGUUGCAGGGGCAUGGCAAAUCUUUUUCUUUGGUGAAUAGAAAGUUCUGGUUCAGGUUCUGUCUUGCGGACUUUGUUGAUUUUGCAGCAAAUCCUCUUCACUGUGGUGAUGCUGACGUUGGUGGCUUGGGCUGUCUGAGCGAGUGCUUGUGAGGGUGGCAGUAAGGGUCUUCUUCUGUUGGCCUUCUCUUCUACAAAGUAUCUCUUUACAUUGUAAAUGACUUCUUUUGCUUAGUUGUGCAAAGCAAGAGAAUGGGAAGCUGGAGGAUUUUCCAUGGUAACGGAGUGACCAGAAAUGAAUGAUCUAACCUGGGUCCACAGCAGGCCAGCUGGACAUGGCCUGUGGGAGUCCUGUGUCAAGGACAUUGGGGUGGCAAUGUUGCAUGACCUGUAUGUGUUGCCAUUCAAUAAGCCAUGCAGUCAGAUAUGAAAUAUCAUAUUUUUAGAUAAAUUAAGGCAAAGGAUGAAAGUAUGAGCAAGAGAGAGAGAGAGAGAGAUGGCCACUUGUGUGUCGUGUGAACUUACAUGACGUGCAGCCAAUGCCCCAAGUACCAGGUUAGUCUGGUUCCACUUUAGCUUGCAAGGGAGAGAGGGUGGUGGGGGGUGCAGAAUAUGUCUGAGGGGGCUGUGAUGAAUGACUGAUUUAUAAACAUUGUGUGUGUGUGUGUGUGUGUGUGUGUGAGAGAGAGAGAGAGAGAGAGAGAGAGAGAGAGAGAGAGAGAGAGAGAGAGAGAGAGAGAGAGAGAGAGAGAGAGAGAAUGUUAAGUGACUGGUUUGGAAACAUGGGUGAGCAAAAGAGGGAGGUGGAGUGCUGGAGCAGUCUGGAUACACAGAGCAUUGAAAAAUGUAAAGAUGAUCACUUGAUACUUAACAAAAAAGUGUGCACAAGAAGCUGGAAGAUAAUGAAGGGAAAUUACUUCCUUCUAUGUAAGCUGUGAAGUCCCCCAGAUCCAUACCCAGUGCAGUGCUUGUUGGUGCUUGACUUUUAACACACAGUUGAUUCAGAUGUAUCUGGAAAUAAAAAUACAGAUUAAUUUUCAGGUGCUUGCUAACAUAAGUUGACUAAAUGAAACAUGGAUUUUAGAUAAUAAACUAAACAAGAUAUAUUAUCAUUAUCAAUAGUGUUAAGAGACAUUAUAAUGGACACUUUGUGGAAGCACUCAUGAGGGAUCACAUCAAGAGAGCUCUGUGAGAUCUCUUUAUUACUGAACUUUCCAGUAGCAUUUAUUGUAAAGCCAUGCAGCGUGAAGUUGUGUGCAGGAUGACGCUGUGGUGACACUCCUGGUGCUGUCUUAGAGUUGGAAGAGUUUUGGUCUUAAAUGAUUUUCAUCCAGCAGUACAAGAACAUGUGAUCAAGAAGUUUUGAAACUGUUUAUUUUUUUUAUUCUUGUCUAAUGUUCAUUUUGGAAGCUUUUUCUCUGUAAAGCUUCAUUAAGCUUGUAUAUAUGCACUAUUGAAGUCAACAAUGGGAUGCAAGGCAGCUUCUACACCUUUCCUGGUUGACUGCCCUGCACAUGUUCUCUGUAAUUAGGUAACUUGUUUGCUCAAACUUUUUUUUACAGCAAAAUAACGAUAUUUCAUUACUCAAAACACUGUGCUAUUGGUAGUCAACAGUGCCAUUGUCAAACAUAACUAGAGCAAAAUCUUAGUGAACAAAAAGAGUGAGCAAUAGAAUUCCAACAAAACCUGAAACAAUGUGCAAGGAAGGACUCAAUACAUGCCAGCCAAUCAGAAGACUUGCAGCCAAGCCUGGCAUCCCAAAGACCAACUUGGCCUUCAUAGGGAAGAGUGACUGGUUCGUUUAUAAAUAAUCUGUAAAUAAAUUAAUAAAUAAAAAUGUCAGUUUUUAA